AUGGAUCAGGUCGUCAUAUCUCCCACAAACCGCUCGCCCGUGAUCGACAUCGCCAACUGGCUUUGUCUGGUCAUGGCAGCGUUGGCCGUCGUCACGCAUGCGGGAAUCAAAAUCUACGGAUCCAAGUCACUGGACUUGGAAACCAUACUGGUCUCCGUGGCGCUGGUUUUCGCCAUUGGGCAGUCCGCUGCAGUGUCAGUACAGACUGCUAACGGGUACGGUACUCCUCAAAACGAUUUGACGGAUUCUCAAAGGGACACUAUUCUUAAGGGGAACUAUGCCGCUACGAUUCUAUUCUUCUGUUCAAUCGCUUUCUCCAAGUUUGUCAUUUCGACCUUCAUCAGCAGUCUCACCCCCAAAAAAGUACAUCGGCGUAUCAACCAGGGAUUCUUUGCUUUCACGGGUCUGUGGCUCUUGACUGCUGUUCUGGUGUCGGCCUUUAGAUGUGCUCCUCCCGAUCCCUGGAGGAAUAUCACGUCGCUGAAGUGCAUCGAUUACCUGGCCUGGUGGUAUGGAGUCACGGUCCUGAAUAUUGUAUCCGAAGUGGCCUUGGUGGGAUUAGAGAUUGGAGUGAUCAUGCCGCUACAAAUGGCACGACAACGCAAAGCGUUCAUCACCAGUUUGUUUGCGUUGAGAUUGAUUGUCACCGUCGCCGCCGCAGUCCAACUAUACUUCUACCACAAGGACCACACGGGCGAGCUGAGCGGCGACUUCUCGCUCGGAUACUGGCGAUCGGCUGUGUGUACACAAGUGGUGCAGUGCCUCGCCAUCUUCACCACAUCGCUACCGUACGCGAAGACAAUCAUGGACAAUCUGGACUCGGGGUUGAUGGGGGUCAAACUUGGAGGGGAAACAAAAGGCUCAGGAUACGGCAGUGGCAGGACGUAUGAGCUCUUGGAUAUCUCGCGCAGCGCCAAACCGUCAUCGCGUGUAGAUGGAGGCUCUGUGAUCCGCACAACAAAAACAUACACGGUAGAGACACACGAUGUAAAAUAAU
This is a messenger RNA of Periconia digitata, 997 nucleotides long. The record is from the annotation of a GenBank genome assembly. NCBI's taxonomy places the organism in Eukaryota, Fungi, Ascomycota, Dothideomycetes, Pleosporales, Periconiaceae.